GGUCGGCGAACUCCGGCCACAAGUUCUGAAAGUUCCUCACGGGAAGGACAGAUGCGAGCAAGUGAGUCAGAAAGUUCAGAACCAGCAAAGCAGUCGCUUCAAAGCGAGGGCAGUGGGAAAAGCAGAUACUUGGUGGAAUAUCUUCUGAGGAAUAUUUUGCUUUCCGUCCCAUUGCCCCGCCCCUAUCGGAUCUCCAUGUUUGUACUUGGGAUUUGUGGUCCAAAUCCAUCACACUCUCCCAAUCCGUCUCCCCUUCAUCAACGCGAGCGGGCUUAUCCCCAAAUCUUUGCAAGCCAACAAACUGAGACAGACGUUUGCAGAAUUCAACUUGGACUAAAAUCAAAGUAGACAGCAAGUAUUCCGUUUCUGGAAUGAAUUUAACCAAGCCCAGCUUGUCUCGGGGGGCUCUGCGGCAUUCUGGCCAGGUGUCCCUUGUGAACCCAGCGUGGGCCUCAAGGACCCCAAGUCCUGCUUCUGAUCUUGAAAUGGGUUUUGAGCAGAACAUCUCCGGAGACUGCAGCUCUCCCAGCGACCACGGAGGCAGCAGGAGAGCAGAGCCCAGGGGCCUUCUCACAGAAAGGGGCCAGAGUCCAGAUCUGGCGGGAGUCUCGGGCAAUGGCAAAGGUGUGGGGGCUGAGCAGAGGAUCCGGAGGCCCAUGAAUGCCUUCAUGGUGUGGGCUAAAGAUGAGAGGAAACGACUCGCUUUGCAGAACCCGGACCUGCACAACGCUGUGCUCAGCAAGAUGCUCGGCCAAUCGUGGAAGGCACUGAAUUCCACAGAGAAGCGUCCCUUUGUAGAGGAAGCGGAACGUCUGCGCCUUCAGCAUCUCCAGGAUCAUCCAAACUACAAGUACCGACCUCGGCGUAAGAAAACCACAAAGAAGCUCAAGCGCGUCGAACCUGGGCUCCUGCUUCACAGCUUGGCUCAGAGCCAUGGCGUGGGUCAUGCCAUCGUCCCCCUGGGUGGAGAAGGCAUCUCUGGAAACUCUCCAUACGGACACGUGUCUCACCACAACCAUCACUCCCACCACCUGCUACCUUCUCUGGGCCACUUCAGGGACCUCCAGGCACCAGGGCACCAGGAACUGGAGAGUUACGGCCUGCCCACCCCGGAGAUGUCCCCUCUGGAUGUUCUGGAAAACGGCGCAAAUGAACCAGUCUUCUUCCCUCAGCAUGCACAGGAGGAUGCAGGAAUGGGAGGCUGGAACAGCUACCACCAUCCUCACCACCAUAAUCCACAUUACAGCCAUAACUAUGGCAACCACCUCAACUCCAUGCACGGUGCGUCCGCACAGAGUCCGAGUCCAGGAAUGAACGUGGGAGCGAACACAUUGAGUGCAGGUCGGAAUCCCAGAAUGGCUUCGCUUGAAUCAAACAUGGCUUCCAGUAUGAGCCCGGUUCCUUCAAAUGGUUCUCGGAUGAACCCAGCGCAAACCUCAGGCCGCCAUAUUGCCUUGAGGAGUCCCAUGAAAUGCCCACCACCUCCCCAUGACUCCGUCUCCUAUCCCCAGCCCUCAAUCAGCCUCCACGAGACAAUCAAACCCCACCAAGGCUCCCUUCCUGUCAGCUACUACGGCCAAAUGUACAGCAGCGUAGCCUCCACUUUCCCCCCGACUCACCUGGGCCAGCUUUCACCUCCUCCUGAGCCCUCCCCAACUUCCUGCUCAUCCUUCCUUCCCCCUCUGCAUAUAACAGACCCAUCCAAUGCGGACUCAGCUGCUCACAUGGGGCCUACUUCUUCCGCUGAAUUCUGGUCGGAGGUGGACAGGCAUGAAUUGGACCAGUACGUGAAUACUGCGAGGAACCGAGAGGAAGCCUAUGGACAAGGUGGGGUUGGGUCCAAAGUCCUGAUCUGGCGUGGUAGCGGUGGCGUUAGCAGUGCUGACAGAGAUGGUGGCAGCGAAGAGGGAGUCAGCCCUCUUAUAUCUGCUCUUUCUGAUGCUAGCAGUGCUGUCUAUUACAGUGCAUGCAUCACUGGCUAAUUCCAAAAUGUGUGGAAGGACCUGAGUCUGGUUUCGUUCAUCUCAAAAGUUAAUGGUUUGUGUUGAACUCGCACGUUGGGUCAACUCUUAACCUUGCUUAUACCUUCAAGAUCACAAAGGAACAUGAAAAAAAGUGCCAGUUGGAAGAAAAAACAAAAAAAGCUACUGGCUCAUCAUGGAAUCCUGGGCUACAAUGUGCUAGGAUGUUUCUAGUUGACAACAGGGUGGCCUAGAAUGUCCCCAUAUUAGCAUUUGUGAUGGAACGCAAUUGUUCAUCUCUUUGAAUGAGGGAUUACAACACCCAAACCUUUUAAAAUCUAAAAAAAUAUAUAUCGUCGCUGUCCGGCGGAAGCCUUAUAUGUCCAAGUAUGGUCAAAUUUCACAAAGCAAUCCUAAUGGACCUUGUCUGUAACUUUUAUGCAAUUUUAGUCAAUUUAAAGCAAUGGAAAUAACUUGGAAACAUAUGAACACAGGCAAACACUGCCGCUCUUGAACGCAACUUAAUUACUAAGCUUCAGCCGGGGAGCCCGUUGCCUCGGCCGGGAUACUCGCUCGGGGCGUGCCUUUGCCAGAAAAGGGAGCGCAUAGAAGGUGGACCAGCAAAGAGUGCAGCUCAGGACAGUCGUUUGCUUUUGUGAAGUUUUCAAAAGUGUUUUUUACAGUGGGAACUUUUUUAAUCAGUGUCAGCGGGUUUUUAUUUUAGCAUAUUUCAUUUUUUAGGUAGUGUAAAUGUGCAAUAGCAAUAUAAGCUAUAAUUCAACUUGAAUGAACUGGUGCCUCGGAACUCAAAACAGGCUGGCGUUUUUUUCAAGUUCCUGUGAAAUAGUCAUCUUGACACUUUGCGGCUUCCGCCCGACACCGACAAUAUGUACAAAUUAAUAAUUCAAGUGCAGCGACAAUGCAACACUGACGUGUACUACUAAUUAACUGGAAGACUUCCCUGUUAAGCUGGAGGACAUCUAGCAAGGUCAAAGGCAAAUACCUCGUGGUCAUGAGGUUUAGAUGAAUCAAAGGCGCUUAUUUAAUGUCCGCUUGAAGGCCAAACUCAGGAGAAAAAGAGAGCUAAUAGGAGAACUCAAUCCAACAUCAAUGUGCGUGUUUUCGGGAAAGCCUCAGCCACAAAGCCGGGAUGGACCACCGAGGUCUCCCACAAACUAUUCGGAUGUUUUACAAGAAGGCUUUAGGGUUGUUCCUGCGCGGGAUUUGUAAUAUUUUUCUUAUUUCCUCACUCUGUGCCAAUAUGUCUUUUGGCAAAUCUGACCCUUGCGCGGAUUAGGAAGUUUUUCCUUUUAAUCAGUAGUCGUCUCAAACAUCUCUCUUGUUUAGCUGUAUGCAAAAAAAAACCAUGGAGCUCUGUAGAUCAUGGAAACUUUCAAAUUCCAAGAUUUCAAUCAGCUCUGGGAUUAGUCUUUUUCUUGAGAAGUACAAGCCAGAGUUGGCCACAAUGUGAAAGAAGUACAACAAAAACAUGGAAAUACAGAUAAUACAAGGCCAGUGAUUAUUGCCAUGUUUUGUUCAUGGUCUGUAAACCACAUGGUCUGUUCACAUUGGCACUCGGUGUUCAUGCUAACACAAUAUGUAAGAUCAGUAUGCAACGUUAUUUCCCAGCAUGGGCCUCAUUUCUUCACAUUACAAACUACAAGAGGAAAAUGCUCUCUUUUUUAAUUGAUUGGCUUGCUAGCACGUUUGGAACGCCUGAUUUGAUGUAGACUUUAAUUGUGCAUAAUAUAUAGUGUGUGUAAUUCUGUGAAGGAGAAAUUAAAGUAUGAAUUGUUCUCUGCACUGGGUUUAAUGUGUUUGCUGUAUAGAAUUUCAAAUCAAAAUGUCCUUACUUUUUAAGUGUUUUGUACAAAAAAAAAGAUUUUUAUUUUAAAUAAAGGGUUGAGGAUGUAUUUGCUUGAUUUGCCUCAGGCAAGCUACGCCUCUAAGCUGUGAUGCUUUUUUUUUUUUGUAAAUCUCCGCACAUCAAAGUUGCAUUUCAAGUAAUGCACAGGAUAUUCCAAACAGUUCAUGUUAAAGCUGAAUAUUUGAAAUAGCCACAUGUUCUAUGCAAACCAAAUUAUGUUCAUGUUGGAAAUGUAUUUAUUUAUUGAGUUACAAGUCCACUGAAAUAAUGAAGUCCACUGCCUCUACUUUUGUGCUGACUUUUUAUGUUCGGGAACGCAAAUGCUAAUUUCCUAAUGCGUACGCAUGUAUAAUGAAUAAUUUUGCCGUGGGAAACGUUGCCCUCAAGGCAUGUUGAAUCUCAACUGAUUCUGUUCAUUUAAUUCCAGCUUUAUGCUAAACUAAGCUAACGAGCAAUUUGAUCUGUAUGAAAAUGUCACGUAAUCUUUUUGCGUUUGUGACCUAAUUGGAAAAAAACCCGACAGAUCUGAUACAAGUUCUCCUUCACUCAACGUAAGAAACGGUUUCCCUUUCAGCCAAAUUCACCGUUUUACUGCGGAGUGUAACGGGAAUUUGUGGUUUUGUCUGUGCUGGGAAAAAUGACAAACCAAGCCUUUUUUUGUAGAUGUUUAUACAACAUGUAGUUUUGUUGCAAGCAGCAAUGGGGAAUGGGAUCUUUCCCUACAUCUGUUGUGGAUUAAAGCCACACACAAUACAUUUUAAAUAUGACACAGUAGAAGAAUAUCAAGUAUGUUGUACAAUAUUUACCACACUGUUCCUUGUGGCCGAAUUCAUAUUUCCAAGUGUGUUCUCGGAGGGUUGAAGUUCACUUGGAGAAGCAACAUUCUGAAAAAGGCCUCGUUCUUCUUUGCCAGCAUUUUGUUCCCACUUUAAUUAGUUGUGACACACAGAGAACAUCAGAGGGGCAUUUCUUUGCAGUCAUGCAAUAUCUCUGAGGCUUUUGGUUGUAAUUAUUUGCAGUGAGGUCUGGGUGGCGGGACAAAAAGGACACAUAACAUUUGAGGAUUGAUACAAAGGACAUUUUCUGAAGCAGCAUAAAUAAAUUAUGAGAAAGAUUUUUCCCAGCCAUUCACAAUCUGUUUGGCAGGGACAUUUUGCCGACGUAGUUCUUUUGUUUGUCUAUUGUUGUUUUCUUUUACUGAAUGUUUGGGUGGUCUGUAAUGUGCUUCUAUACUAUUUCAUGAUGGAAUUUUACAAAAUAAACACUUCAUAAACA
Messenger RNA from Syngnathus typhle (broad-nosed pipefish), 5103 nucleotides. RefSeq names its product SRY-box transcription factor 18 (gene sox18). Bases 372 to 1982 code for a protein of 536 amino acids. The record is from RefSeq and is a predicted model, not a curated record. Gene Ontology annotation, molecular function: DNA-binding transcription factor activity, RNA polymerase II-specific; RNA polymerase II cis-regulatory region sequence-specific DNA binding. The transcript is spliced from 2 exons. Gene Ontology annotation, biological process: positive regulation of transcription by RNA polymerase II; lymphangiogenesis; angiogenesis. NCBI's taxonomy places the organism in Eukaryota, Metazoa, Chordata, Actinopteri, Syngnathiformes, Syngnathidae.